UUUGGAUUUUGAUUCCCAAUCCCUGAGCCUGAAAGGACUGUCUGAAGUGAGAGAGAAGUGAGAACAGAGCAUGGCAUCGACGGCAGCGUAUUUGGCUCGGCGCGCGGCGCAGAAGGAGAGGGUUCGGAUCCUCUAUCGCCGUGCCCUCAAAGACACUCUCAAUUGGGCCGUACAUCGCCACCUCUUCUACGACGACGCUGCCAACCUCCGCGAUAGGUUCGAGGAAAACAGACACGUGGAAGACCUUGAUACCAUUGAUAGGUUGAUAGCGGAUGGUGAAGCCAGCUACAAUAAGUGGCGUCAUCCUGAUCCUUAUAUUGUUCCUUGGGCUCCUGGCGGUUCUAAGUUUACUCGCAACCCAACUCCACCUCAAGGGAUUGAAAUAGUUUAUAAUUAUGGCCGUGAAGAUAACGACUGAAAUCCCUUUUUUUUUUUUGUUUGCCAUCUUGCAAUUAAUAAAGGUUUGCAAUCAAAUUGUUCUAUAUUACUAGAUUGUGGAUUAAAUCAUUUUCGUUUACUCUUAUGCGACAAGCAUAAAUUGAUACAGAUUGAGUCUAUGCUUCUGGUGUUGAAGAUAUUUGAUCAUCUCUCAACCAAAUGGGUCCCAGAUCAUUGAAUGUUUGUUGAGAUUCUGUCAUUGGUACUU
This is a messenger RNA of Abrus precatorius (Indian licorice), 646 nucleotides long. Its product is annotated as NADH dehydrogenase [ubiquinone] 1 beta subcomplex subunit 9. The record is from RefSeq and is a predicted model, not a curated record. Lineage: Eukaryota; Viridiplantae; Streptophyta; Magnoliopsida; Fabales; Fabaceae. Gene Ontology annotation, biological process: mitochondrial electron transport, NADH to ubiquinone. Bases 71 to 418 code for a protein of 115 amino acids. The transcript is spliced from 5 exons.